CACGAUUGAAAAAUUAUCAUUAAUAUAUUCUAAAAAUCUUUUCAUAAUUUUAAAAAAAUGUGCAAAUUUUUAUGGAUCUUCGCUAUAAAUGUGGUCAUAUUUAGUAUUGUUAAAUCCAAGUCUAUAGAGUUCGAUUCUUGCGAGAAAACCUCUGGGCAAAGCAAUAUUGCAAAGUUUGAUAAGGUUGAUAUAAAAUGCGAAGGUAUUGAUGAUAAUGCAUGCAUCUUAUAUAGUGAUUCCACCACAAGUCUAGCUGUAACAUUCAAAACAAUUUCUGAUAUCCAAAAUUUAACUAUUAGUGCAUCUGCGGUUAAUUCUGAGUUUUUUAACGAGGCCACUUGUAAAGAGAAUUCUCAAUUAUGUGAUCUUAAAAAGGGUAGUAAAAAUGAAUGGAAGCAUCAAUGGGUUGUCCCGCCUCUUCCCCCGAUUGUGGUUCCGAUUGAAUUCACUUUUGCUGAUGGCGCCUCUCCCACAAAAAGAUCAUGUUUUAGCGUUAUGAUUUCUCUGCAGUCAAAAAUGAAGCGAAAGAACUUAUAAUUGAAUAUAUUAAUAAUUCCACUAAAAGUUGUAAUUAAAACAUUUUUUAUUAAAAAUUUCACCAAGAAAAAUAUGUUUUAUUAUAAUGUAAAAAUAUCUUUUUAAUGUAUUUUAUAAAAUAAAAUAUUAUCAUUGUUA
Gordionus sp. m RMFG-2023 is the source of this 675-nucleotide messenger RNA. RefSeq lists its product as uncharacterized. The coding region runs from base 58 to 537 and encodes 159 amino acids. The record is from RefSeq and is a predicted model, not a curated record. Lineage: Eukaryota; Metazoa; Nematomorpha; Gordioida; Chordodea; Parachordodidae. The transcript is spliced from 4 exons.